AUGUCUGGAUCUGGAUAUACAGGACAAGCCUCUAGAAAUUCACCCCGCAAUACCCAAACACAUCUGCGGGACGGAGAAAUGCAGAGCGGAAUAAUCUGUUUAGGUGGAAGAAAGAAAAAUAGAUCACAGAAAUACUUCCAGACCCCGCCGUUGCGCUGCUCACGUAAAGCGAACUCUAAUGAGAAGAACUUCAGUCAGUGGAACAGAAUUGAGAACAGCGCCCUCCGCAGUAGUAGUAGUAGUAUUGCUAUUUCCAGAGCCUGGAAACUCACACUCAUGGAGGCGAAAAGAAAUCCUGUUUUCACAUACAAUCCCUAUGACGAUACAUACCAAACCGUUCCAAUUGACAGUCAUAAUGCAGUUUACAUCAUGCCAAGUACAGGUAGUGGAGGGACUCAGCAUGUCUGGGUACACAGAGACUCUUAUGACAAUUUUGGAGAGCAGAUUGCGUUGGGCCUCCUGGCUGGAAUGGCUGCAGGUGCAGCAAUGCGUUCUCUUCUAUGGAUGCCCUUCUGGUUCUGCUGAGAACCAGUCAGAUAGAAGGGUGAUUAAUGGAAAUCCAGCAGACUGAGAGAACAGACUGGAAGAGCCGUCCAUAAAGCUCAGCCAUAGCAAAUGCUCCUGUUCCUUCAUAUAAAUAUGUAAAUAUGAGAAUAGCUGCAGCUGUUUUAAACUCAGUGGGCAUUAAGUGGUUAAUCAGUGUGUAAAGGAAGGAUUCUUCUUUUUUGAUUGUUUAGUUCUUUAGAAUAUCUAUAAAACUAUAUAAUAAUUCUGCACACAGCUAAUGAUUGUUUUUUCUUGCUGCUAUGAUUCUGCUUUGUGUAUGUCGUACAUGUAGAGCUCUGCAAACUUGCUCAGGGUUUUGUCCAUUAUUAUGUUAUUUUUCUCAGACACAAGUUCUCCUAUCAGUAUUUAUAAAAAGUUCCAAGAUUUUUCUAACUCUAAAACACUAAAGCCCGAAUUCAUUAUGUUCCAUAGCAUGAGGUUUGGGAGUGAUCAUCAGACCGUUGAAUGCUCUUCAAAUGAGAAUCUUGCAAAACUCUUCUUACAAAAGAAUAUGAUGCUGAAGUAGCCAACAAAAGCUGAAUAUGUUGAUCAAGCCUUUGAAAUACCUCAAAAAUGAAGGCAUGAUUAUGAAAUCAGUUCUCAUAACUGACCACUAGAGGCAGGCAGAGCAGCAUUUGCAUUUGGCCUGUUUACACACUACUAUGCUACCUUGCGAGUAUAAGUUAUAAACUUAAUAUUGUUGUGCAAAAUAAAAUGCAGAAUAAUAAAAACAGAAUCAUAUUAGUUGGCUUUUCAUUUUUUGUGCGUUUACAAUUAAAACUUCUGCACAUUUAACAAUGUCCUGAUUAACAAAGAAAGUUAUACAUAAUCCAGCAAGGAAAAAAAAAAACCCACUGUUGCUAAAUACAAGAUUUUAUUAGGGACGCCUCAAGAUGCUGAUCAAUUUUUGCAGUGCAAAUAAUGAGCAUUGGUGUCAAGCAGUGCUACCAGAGGAAACUGGUUAAAAUCUAUUUGAAAUGAAUGAGACCGUUUCAAGAAAACAACCAAACAAAAUGCACUAUAUCAUAAAAAAUGUUUUUUAGAUCAGUCUGGGGACAAACUUAUCACUGUACAGUUAAAAAAAACAAACGUGGAAGGUGCUUAGGGCCAGAAUGUCUAAACGUCUCCAUGUCUGCAAAUUAUGACAAACAAAACAGUUUAAAAACAAAAACAAAGAGAUUACAAAUAAAUAUUAGGGUUCAUGCUUGAUUCAACAAAUCAAACCAUAUCUAGUGUGUCAUUAUUACAAUAAAUCAAACUUUACAAUGCUAAAAAAAAAAAAUAAAAAAAAAUAAAAAGUGGAAGUC
Molecule: messenger RNA, 1853 nt
Organism: Sinocyclocheilus rhinocerous
Lineage: Eukaryota; Metazoa; Chordata; Actinopteri; Cypriniformes; Cyprinidae
Product: pleckstrin homology domain-containing family B member 1-like
Exons: 4
Coding region: 1-525 (174 amino acids)
Source: RefSeq, a predicted model, not a curated record